AUGGCCGACACCGCUGGCCUGAACCCCGGCGGUCCCGUCGCCGAGGACAACAUUAUCAAUCGCCGCGGCAAUGAGGGUAUUUAUCAGAGCUGUGUUAACCUCAAAAGGCGACUUGCAGAAGUCCCCAACUUUGAGCCAUACCUACGAGAGGUGGAAGAAGAAGAUCUAGCACAGGGAAACUCCGAUCCCGUCGCCUCACUAUGGAAUUUCCUCCGACAAGGGUACCCCCUGUUGGCUAUCUACAACGCUUCCGACCCCGGCGCACCCCUCGAAGUUGACACCACAAAGGUUCCCGAAGCCAGACGACCAAAGGCCGCUACAUUUAAAUUCCUCCAAGCCGCAAUACAAGAGAUGGCGUUUCCACAACAGGAUUGUUUCCUCAUCACAGAUCUGUACGGCGAGAACACGAUCGGUUUCACCAAGGUAAUAAAGAUGGUAAAUCGGGUCUUAGACAUCCUGGAGAUUCAAGGCCAAUUAAAGAAACCGUCCGAUACUGCCAUGGCUGCGCCUGCAGCAGGAAGGAAGCUCACUAAGAGAGAACACAUUUUGAAGGAGUUGUUAGAAACAGAGCGCGACUACGUUCACCAUCUCCAAAAUCUGCAAGCGCUCAAAAAAGAGCUGGAGGACACCGGCGCUCUCACCGGUGAUGCUAGUCAUCAGAUCUUCUUGAAUCUAAACAACUUGCUCGAUUUCUCCCAGCGAUUCCUUAUCAGACUCGAGCAACACUAUGCUCGACCAGAGGAAAAGCAGAAUUGGGGUGAAUUGUUCAUCCAACAUGAGGAAGCUUUCCGUCAGUACGAGCCGUUUAUUGCGAACCAAAUGCGCUGUGAUAAGACCUGUCAGAAGGAAUGGGAAAAGAUCCGGAACGCGCCACGCUCUAUUGAUCUCCAGCAGAUGGUCGCGCAACCAGCCACACUCAACGGCUUUUUUGUGAAGCCUUUUCAGCGUUUGACCAAGUAUCCUCUGAUGCUUUCGGAAUUACGCAAACAGAUUGAGGACCCCGACCUUCAAGCCGAUAUCAAACGCGCCAUCGAUGCCAUUCAGUCCGUACUAGACGCCGCCAACGAUGCCAUUGACAAGGAACAACUAGCGGCAGCAUUUCUUGAAUUGGACGAACGUGUUGAUGACUGGAAAGCCCUAAAGAUUGAAUCGUUCGGCGAACUACUCCGUUUUGGUACCUUUACGGUAAUCAAGAACGACAACAACAAGGAUUCAGAGAGAGAGUACCACAUUUAUCUUUUUGAGCGAAUCCUGCUUUGUUGCAAGGAUAUAAACCCCAACAAGCAGAAAUCAAGAUUGGUCGGCGGCAGCAAAGAUAAGCCGAGUACUGCUAAGGGCAAGCCACGGCUCGUGCUCAAAGGUCGCAUCUACAUGGCAAAUGUGACCGAUAUCGUCUGGCUACAAAAACCAGGCUCUUAUCGUAUUCAGAUCUUCUGGAAAGGAGACCCUGGGGUAGUGGAUAACUUUGUUAUUCGCUAUUCGAAUGAGGACAUGAUGCGUAAAUGGUACAAGGAUAUUAACACGCAGCGAGAAAUACAGGCGGAGCAACGCAGUGCGCGCAAUACUGGUACAUCCGAUUCCGAAUUCACCUACAUGAAAUCUUUAAACAUCUCGAACCCUUUCCAGCAGGAGUAUGAUGCCGAAGAACAGGCCACGAAAGAAGCAGCCUUCUUCUCCGAGUUUCCCAUGAGUCGCAAUGCUUCAAGCACAAGUCUUCGGACCCGAUCUGCGACAGGUGGAAGCGGCGGCUCUGGUCCUCCGCUUUCCACUAACCGGGGCCCUGGCCGUUACCCAGCAAUGCCCGACUCGACUUUAUCCGUACACACGCAGUUCCCUGUUGGGAGUAUGUCGCCAGGUGAACGAAACGGCAACUCAUAUUUCUCGCCCACGGAAUCCGCCAGGUCGAGCUCACAAUCAGCGGGGUAUCCCUACAAUCGUCAACUAACCCCGGUCACCCCAUGGGCGGAAGACAACAAUCGAUACACGGCUCCUGCUUUGUCUCGUGCAACAUCUAGGGAUGGUCCGAACUCGGGCUACUUUAAUGGCGCACCACCCAAUGGGCGGAGUGCUCAACGUCCCUCUCUGCCUCCAAUGUCAGCUAGUAGCCAAGCAGCGAACAGCGCGUCGCAGAGAAUGCGGUCUGCGAGCAGCCCGGAUAUCCACCAUCACAAUCCUGAAAUGCGUCGGUACAUGGGUGCUCACACCAUGCAGACGGUUGACAAUGUGCCCGUCCCUCCAAUUCCUGCUCAUAUGGCCAGCAUGAAAGCGCCGGUCAGUCGGAGCCAAAACAACUCUCCAAUAAACCACAACCUUCCUAUCCGAACCAAUCACCCUCAUGCCUUCCAUGAGCCUCAAUAUUCUGACGGGCAGCCGGGCGCACCCCCUUCGGAUCAGCCAACAUCUCCGUUAAGCCACGAACCUGAGGAGGAGCCGUUCAUGCCGACGCAAUUGAAGGCCAAAGUCAACUUUGACGAAAAUUAUGUGACACUGGUUAUUUCCAGCAACAUCAUGUUCCGUACGCUCACCGAUCGCGUUGACGCCAAACUCGCGAGAUUUACCAAUCGCUCAAUCGGCAGCAAAACGGUCCGACUACGUUACCAAGACGAGGACGGCGACUUUGUGACGAUCGAUAGUGAUGAGGCCGUCCAACUUGCAUUUAUGGAGUGGAAGGAGCAAAAUCGCGAGGACCUUGCACGAGGUCAAGUGGGUGAGAUCCAACUUUGGUGUCAACCGGUCGAGAACUAG
Molecule: messenger RNA, 2745 nt
Organism: Aspergillus mulundensis
Lineage: Eukaryota; Fungi; Ascomycota; Eurotiomycetes; Eurotiales; Aspergillaceae
Product: Rho family guanine nucleotide exchange factor CDC24
Exons: 4
Coding region: 1-2745 (914 amino acids)
Biological process (GO): septin ring organization; establishment of cell polarity
Cellular component (GO): division septum; nucleus; cytoplasm
Molecular function (GO): guanyl-nucleotide exchange factor activity; protein binding
Source: RefSeq, a predicted model, not a curated record